AUGGGGUGGACAAUGAGGCUGGUGACAGCAGCCCUGUUGCUGGGUCUUGUGACCAUGAUGACAGGAAAUGAGGACGAAAAUGACCCAUGUAUCUACGAGACCCUGUCGGACGAAGAUGCUGUCCUGUGCAAGGGCCUUGAAGUUUACUACCCAGAGGUAGGGAACAUUGCUUGUGCGUUUAUUCCUGACUGCAACAACUUCAGACAGAAGAUCACCCACUGGCAUGAGCCGAUAGUCAAGUUCCCAGGGGCCUUGGAUGGCGCAACCUAUAUCCUGGUGAUGGUGGAUCCGGAUGCCCCUAGCAGGUCAGAACCCACAAAGAAAUUCUGGAGACAUUGGCUGGUGUCGGAUAUCAAGGGCUUGGACAUGAAGAAAGGGAAGAUUCAGGGCCAGGAGCUAUCGUACUACCAGCCGCCCUCCCCACCACCAAAAACUGGUUUCCAUCGCUACCAGUUCUUUGUCUACCUUCAGGAAGGAAGGGUCAUCUCGCUCCUUCACAAAGAAAACAAAACCCGAGGCUACUGGAAAAUGGACAAAUUUCUGAACCGCUUCCAUCUGAAGGAACCCGAAGCAAGCACCCAGUUCAUGACCCAGAACCAGCAGGACUCACCAAGACUCCAGAAUACUGGAGGAGGAGACAGUGAGUCCAAGAACAAACCCAAAUAG
Molecule: messenger RNA, 666 nt
Organism: Otolemur garnettii (small-eared galago)
Lineage: Eukaryota; Metazoa; Chordata; Mammalia; Primates; Galagidae
Product: phosphatidylethanolamine-binding protein 4-like
Exons: 1
Coding region: 1-666 (221 amino acids)
Source: RefSeq, a predicted model, not a curated record